GGAUUCGUGUAUUUCAUCGAUGAUGGAGUGUACGGGUCUUUUUCAGAAUUGCUUUUGUCACCAGAGGUACAUUUUCAACCAAUUCCACUUAAAAAAAUCUCGGACGAGGUUUACCCAACAUGCAUCUGGGGCCAAAGUUGUGACGGCACUGACUUUGUUAACAAGGCAUGCAACCUACCAAAGUUAUCUGUMGGCGACUGGUUGUACUUUAAGGACUUUGGUGCAUAUACAAGCUCAGUGGCCAGUAACUUCAAUGGAUUUGGAGCCUUCAAAUACACCUAUUACUACAUCACCAUGGAAACCUGGAAAAAGAUGAAGUGGACAAGUGAAGACUUCAAAGUUAACGYCGUGUUUAUUGAUGCUGAGAAAGCAUUGAUUGCUACUUGAAUAAUAAUGUAAUUUGCUAUUUGAUAAUAAAACG
Molecule: messenger RNA, 421 nt
Organism: Exaiptasia diaphana
Lineage: Eukaryota; Metazoa; Cnidaria; Anthozoa; Actiniaria; Aiptasiidae
Product: ornithine decarboxylase
Exons: 4
Cellular component (GO): cytoplasm
Molecular function (GO): ornithine decarboxylase activity
Source: RefSeq, a predicted model, not a curated record